AUGAUAUUGAUAGUGCGAUAUCUCAGUUUCUAUAAAAAGACUGUGGACUUGCUGAUUGACAACAAAAUUGUAUCACCUGAACAAAUUACACUUCCUGUUGUGUCAAAAGCCAUCUUCUAUCUAUGGCAGGACAUUGCCACUGAGAGAAAUUCCUUUAUUUUUCAACAAUGUAACUUGAGAGAUACUACUUUCUCACCGGACUUAGAAUUUUGCUGUCAAGUGCCAGUCUGUGUUGAGGAUCAUAUGCACACUGAAUUACAAGACAGUCAGGAAGGAAACAGUUCUGCAGAGUCUAACUCAGAUGAGAUUUUCAUUGAAGAUGCUUUCGAUGUUGCCUCAGAUAUCCUUGAAAGAGGUGAUAGUCAUGCCAUAUUAAAUGACAGUCUUCAUUUCUCAGGUCUUCUUUCUGAAAAUCCAGAGGGGAACUGCAAACUUUACAGACACAUUGUUAAUUUUAUUAAAACUGAGUUAUGUGGCACUGCGGCUUCCCAGUGUUACAAUUUACAGGAAGCUGCUCAUGUUGACUAUGAAACUGUCAUGCUGAGCUGUACAGAAACCUUUGAUGAUGAAGACCUGUGAAUUACUUCUGAUGGGGUUACUUUUUUUCUCCUACUGCAUCUUUGGUUGCUUUAAUUUGAGUUAUAUUUUCAACAAAGAUCAGUGUUUAUGUUGUUUGAUGCCAUUUAACAUUAACCAAUAUUUUAAUUAGUAUAUCUGUUCACCUUAAAACAGAAACUUUAUAAAGUUACUUCAUAGAUAUUUUAAACAGCAUGUUAUUGUUUGCCAUAAAAUUCUUAACAAAAUAUUCAGUGACACUUUCCAUUAUUGUACAGUUUUACAUUACAGACCUUGUUUUAAUAUAUAACAAUGUAUAUAUGUUAGAUACAAUACAAAUAAUUAUUUAUACUCUUAGUUCAUUUUAGUGUUUAUUUAUGA
Protopterus annectens (West African lungfish) is the source of this 936-nucleotide messenger RNA. It is a transcript of the gene STRA8, whose product is annotated as stimulated by retinoic acid 8. The record is from RefSeq and is a predicted model, not a curated record. Gene Ontology annotation, biological process: meiotic cell cycle; cellular response to retinoic acid. Lineage: Eukaryota; Metazoa; Chordata; Ceratodontiformes; Protopteridae. The coding region runs from base 1 to 579 and encodes 192 amino acids. The transcript has 5 exons.